CCCUCAGACAAAACACAACCAGCCAGGAGGUGUUACACUUUCUCCUGACAUCCACGACCGCAGAGACACUUAAAACCAGAGCAAGGGAACUGAUAUCAGCCCUCUCUUCCUCUACAGCUCUCAGGAUUUCUGAAGGAGAAGCUACGACUGGACUUUUAAAAGAAAAAAAGUCAAUUAAACUUUUUUAAGGAAAACAUGGCACUUCGGCAAAACUCUGACAGGGAGCCAAGCAUCGAGUUGUUCAUUAAGGCUGGACAUGACGGGGAGAAUGUGGGAAACUGCCCGUUCUGUCAGAGGCUUUUCAUGGUUUUGUGGCUGAAAGGAGUCAAGUUUACAGUGACCACUGUUGACAUGAGGAAGAAGCCAGCUGAGCUCAAAGACCUGGCCCCCGGCACCAACCCUCCUUUCCUCCUCUACAACGGCACCCUCAAAACAGACUUCAUCAAAAUCGAGGAGUUUCUUGAGCAAACACUGGCCCCGCCCAGGUAUCCUCAUCUCAGCCCACUGAACAAAGAGUCCUUUGACGUAGGCGCUGACAUUUUUGCAAAGUUCUCUGCUUUCAUCAAGAACAGCCCAAAUAACGCCUUUCACAUGAAAAACCUGCUGCGGGAGUUCAAGCGUCUGGACAACUAUCUGAUCUCUCCCCUCCCCGAGGAAAUCGACCACAACUCCACAGAAACCAACACCGUCUCCAAGAGGAAGUUCCUGGACGGUGACCGUCUCACCUUAGCUGACUGCAACCUGCUGCCCAAACUGCACGUCAUCAGGGUUGCUGCCAAGAAGUACUGCGACUUUGACAUCCCCGUAGAGUUCACAGGUGUGUGGAGAUACCUUCAAAACGCUUACGAGAGAGAGGAGUUCAAACAGACGUGUCCGGCCGACAUUGAGAUCGAGAAGGCUUACUUCAUGGUGGCCAACCAGAGGAAAUAAAACCUCUGAUUCUCUGUAAUGAAUGUCCUGUUUUCAGUCACUGUGCAUGUGGAGGCGGUGAUCUGUAGAGGGCGCUACGAGAGUAAACUGUGGCAAAGAAUCAGACGCUUUUCCACCUUUAACACCUUGACCUGUUGUUGCAGUGAGACUGUGUAAAAUGCUAAAGCAAAAUGUUUUGUUGACUGUUUAUGCAUACUCUCUCACAGACAGAUGGUAUCUUUAUGCCACGAUGAAAAGGCCAAAUGUGCAAUUGACUGUAAGUUUUUGUUUAUAGUGUAAAUAGAUAUUUUUCCACACUUUUUAUGAUCAAAACACCCUCAUUAACAUAUGUGUGAUUGUGUGUGAGCAGCAGUUAAAGAAACCUCCACAAAGUUAAUUUUAUUGUCUCACUAAUAAAAACUAUCAAAUGCAUUCAUCAUAA
This is a messenger RNA of Plectropomus leopardus (leopard coralgrouper), 1351 nucleotides long. It is a transcript of the gene clic2, whose product is annotated as CLIC family member 2. Gene Ontology annotation, molecular function: chloride channel activity. NCBI's taxonomy places the organism in Eukaryota, Metazoa, Chordata, Actinopteri, Perciformes, Serranidae. Gene Ontology annotation, biological process: negative regulation of ryanodine-sensitive calcium-release channel activity; chloride transmembrane transport. The record is from RefSeq and is a predicted model, not a curated record.